Messenger RNA from Armigeres subalbatus, 942 nucleotides. RefSeq lists its product as uncharacterized. Lineage: Eukaryota; Metazoa; Arthropoda; Insecta; Diptera; Culicidae. The record is from RefSeq and is a predicted model, not a curated record. Bases 1 to 942 code for a protein of 313 amino acids. The transcript is spliced from 2 exons.
AUGGCUGGAAAGAAAGCAAGCGCAAGUAGAGCUGCAAGCUCGGCGGCAAAAUUAAAAUUGUUGCAUCGUCGCCGUUCGAACAUUUUGGGCUCGGCGAUGAUGAUUAAUGACUUUAAUCGGUCAUAUGAGCCCACUCAACAGGACCAGUUAGCAACACAAAUUGCGUACCUGGAUGAGUUGUGGCGUGAUUUCCUCUCCACACAGGAGGAAAUUGAAGUUUUAGAGGACAAUUGCGCUCAACCGACUCAGCCGAUAACAAACGUACGGCUGCCGGAAAUCAAGAUUCCAGUAUUUUGUGGCAAGAUUGACGAUUGGGUUUCAUUUCGCGAUCUUUUUGUUUCGCUGAUUCAUUCUAAUCAGCAAUUGACAGCAGUACAGAAGAUGCAUUAUUUGCGAGCAUCGUUGACAGACGAGGCCGCUCGUGUGAUUUCCGCACUUGAUAUUUCUGCCGACGAUUAUCAAGUUGCGUGGAAUCUGUUGAAAGAUCGUUACGAGAAUCCAAAUAUGCUCAUUAAGCGACACAUGUCAGCUCUAUUGGCGAUCAACCCAUUGAAAAGGGAAUCCGCUUUGGGACUGUCAGAGUUGGCCGAUAGUUUCGAUCGUCAUGUUCAGUUACUCAAUAAACUCGAGACAGCUGAAGAGCACUGGAACUCGUUUCUCGUUGAGCGUUUGAGCAGUUGCCUAGAUCCUUGCACACUGCGAGAGUGGGAAACCCAUGUGGAUGAUGGCGAGCGACCCACUUACAAAGAACUCCUUGAAUUUGUUCACAAAAGAUCGCGAAUUAUAAAAACACUGAUGCUCUCCCACCCAACCAACACCCAGUCUAAACCCAAAUCGUCAAAAUCUCGCUUUACAACCCAUGUUGCAGCAGAUAACACGAAGAAGUGUCUCUACUGCAAGGAAUCGCAUCUCUUGUUUCAGUGCAGCGGUUCCAAGGCCUGA